This is a messenger RNA of Didymosphaeria variabile, 714 nucleotides long. RefSeq lists its product as uncharacterized. NCBI's taxonomy places the organism in Eukaryota, Fungi, Ascomycota, Dothideomycetes, Pleosporales, Didymosphaeriaceae. The transcript has 3 exons. The coding region runs from base 1 to 714 and encodes 237 amino acids. The record is from RefSeq and is a predicted model, not a curated record.
AUGUCAGCGCCCAACACCCCGAAGAAGAACGCUAGCACCGGCUCUCCCAAGAGCACCUACAAGCCGUUCCCGUCAACGGAUGGCUUUCAGCAGAGUCAGCAAACAAGCCCGCGCGCGCACGCGCCGGCGAAGUCCGCCAAUUCGCCCGCGAACAAGAGCGAUAAAUCGACCAGUGCUGGAAGCGGUGCAGGAAGUCCUCCCCGAUUGGGCGUCGACGUCCCCGCCUACUUCACGCCCAUCGAGGGCAGUGUUGGCCUAGCCUUCUCCGACCGCCGUGCCUCGAGCAGCACGUACACACACUCCCCGACGCCCACCGACGCCUCUGCUCCCCCGAGCCUGGGUACUCACAGAUACGCGGCCCUGUACACGGCUGCACUGCCCGCGAAGGACCCGAAUCAGCGUGAGCCUGGCAUCCUUCCUACUGAGGAUAUCGUGACAAAGCUCCGCAACCCGGACCGUGCCCUGUACAUCGAGAACGACACCAAGGUCAAGAUCGGCUGGGAGGGUAUCAUGUACACCUGUGGUGCCGAGAACUUCCUGACCGCCGCCGAAGAUGAAAAUGGAACCAAGCGACGCCUGCUGAGCCCCGAGACGCAGCUGUACCAGUUCGGUUUGAGCAUGGGCGUACCAAAGCCCGUCUACGACUGGCUGUGCAGUGACCCAGCCGCUGGUGUGAUGGUCUUCGACGCGUCGAUCUUUGAACCGAUCGACUGA